Messenger RNA from Trichoderma harzianum CBS 226.95, 1267 nucleotides. RefSeq lists its product as hypothetical. Gene Ontology annotation, cellular component: cytoplasm. Gene Ontology annotation, molecular function: 5'-deoxynucleotidase activity. The transcript has 3 exons. NCBI's taxonomy places the organism in Eukaryota, Fungi, Ascomycota, Sordariomycetes, Hypocreales, Hypocreaceae. The record is from RefSeq and is a predicted model, not a curated record. The coding region runs from base 237 to 1046 and encodes 269 amino acids.
UUGACCUCUCCAUUUUACUUUUUCUUCCUUUUCUUUCUUCUUUCUUCUCCCUUAUUAAUUUGUUCCGUACUCAGAUUGAGAAGAGAACUUCUUUUCUUGUGUGUUCUCAUCCUCAGAUAUUCUCAGCGCUCUAACCCACCCGCUGCCCUGCCCGCCGAGAACCCCGCGACAAAGAUUGCCGAUAACAAGCGAUAAGAACCAACACGGCGACCACAAACACAACGCAGCUGGACACGAUGGGAUCGCAAACAGAGGGAGCGAAUGGCGCAAAGGUGCCCGACGUUGUUGCCAAUCUGGGCUUUGCGCCGGCCGUAAAGCUGUCGGGAGAAUGGUCCGUCAACAGAGUGCUCGAGGAGAUUCCCAGCGAGGCGCCUACCGAGGGCUCCAGCUCUCCGAUUCCCUUCUUCCACAUGCUUUCUCGACUCAAGACUACAAAGCGCGAGGGAUGGAGGCGGUUUGGAAUCGAAAGAGGCGAGUCGAUUUCUGAUCACAUGUAUCGCAUGUCUCUCAUCACCAUGUUUGCGCCUCCUGCGCUUGCCAAGAAGUUGGAUCUUCAAAAGUGUAUGAAGAUGGCGCUGAUCCACGACAUGGCCGAGCUCUUGGUCGGAGACAUUACACCAGUUGACGGCGUUCCCAAGACGGAGAAGAACCGACGCGAGGCCGAGACGAUGGACUUUUUAACCAAGAAUCUGUUGCGGAGUGUUGCUGGAGGCGAUGUUGGGGCUGAGAUCCGGGCGGUAUGGCAGGAGUACGAAGACUCCAAGACACUGGACAGCCACUUUGUACACGACGUGGACAAGAUCGAGCUGAUGCUGCAGAUGGUCGAGUACGAGAAGCAGGGCAAGGGACAUGUGGACCUGGGAGAGUUUGCAUAUGUCGCUACCAAGGUUACUCUGCCUGAGAUGAAGGAGUGGGCGGACGAGCUGCUCAAGGAGAGAGACGAGUUUUGGAAGAACAAGGAGCAUGUCCACGGCGAGAAGGGCUUGGAGGGGGGCGUGUCUGCGGAGACGAGCCGUGGGCAGGACGAGUACUAUGAGCGAAAAUGAUAUUGCGAGGCUUGGUAGUUGUUGUGUUUUUUUGGUUUAUUGUUUAAGAAGGGCGGCGAAUUCACAUUCGGGCGGGCAUAUAAUAGAGAGCUUAUAGAAUUGUGUGUAUGUGAGUGUGAGUGUGUGCUUGCAUGUGGCAUCUCUGUAGUUGGCUUUGCUUUUCAAUCACGACAUACAGGAAGCGUGAGUGAAUGAAUGAUUACCGGUAUCAAGCAAGCAAG